This is a messenger RNA of Gossypium arboreum, 663 nucleotides long. RefSeq names its product ergosterol biosynthetic protein 28. The coding region runs from base 141 to 530 and encodes 129 amino acids. NCBI's taxonomy places the organism in Eukaryota, Viridiplantae, Streptophyta, Magnoliopsida, Malvales, Malvaceae. The transcript is spliced from 3 exons. Gene Ontology annotation, molecular function: protein-macromolecule adaptor activity. The record is from RefSeq and is a predicted model, not a curated record. Gene Ontology annotation, cellular component: endoplasmic reticulum; membrane.
UAUUGGAAACCGAAAUUUUAAUGGAGGAUAAAAAUGGGAAUAUAGAGUCAAACUGAAGUGCUAAAGAAAAGUAAAAUAUGCUCUUCGACUGGCAGCACUAACACACAGAGAAGGGAAGGGAAGAGAGAAAAACUAAGAAGAUGAAGGCUUUGGGAUGGUGGUUAAUGCUGGUGGGUUCACUUCGAUUAGCAUCCGUUUGGUUCGGCUUCUUCGAUAUUUGGGCUCUUCGUCUUGCUGUUUUCUCCAACACCACUAUGUCUGAAGUUCAUGGGAGGACGUUUGGAGUUUGGACUCUUUUGACUUGUACUCUCUGUUUUCUUUGUGCAUUUAACUUGGAAAAUAAGCCGCUGUACUUGGUGACGUUUCUGUCAUUCAUCUAUGCCUUUGGUCACUUUUUGACCGAAUACCUCUUCUAUCAAACAAUGGCCCUCUCAAAUCUGACGACUGUAGGCAUAUUUGCAGGGACAUCAAUUAUAUGGAUGCUAUUACAGUGGAAUUCACAUCAACCGACACAUGUCAAGCGUACCUGAAAAUGAACUCCUUUGGUUUCAGUUUGUUUAAUCUUAUCUCAGGCAUGGGGAUUUAUCAGUAUCCAUUUUACAUUCUUGAUGAGUACUAACUGAUAACAUCUGUUUGCAAUUAGAUUCUGGAGUUACUGUCUAA